Molecule: messenger RNA, 2204 nt
Organism: Microtus ochrogaster (prairie vole)
Lineage: Eukaryota; Metazoa; Chordata; Mammalia; Rodentia; Cricetidae
Gene: Tgfb1
Product: transforming growth factor beta 1
Exons: 7
Coding region: 847-2070 (407 amino acids)
Biological process (GO): transforming growth factor beta receptor signaling pathway; regulation of cell population proliferation
Cellular component (GO): extracellular region
Molecular function (GO): transforming growth factor beta receptor binding; cytokine activity; growth factor activity
Source: RefSeq, a predicted model, not a curated record
CCCAGGCCGUCCCCCUCCUCCUCCCGCCGCGGAUCCUCCAGACAGCGAAGCCCCCGGCCGGGGCAGGGGGGACGCCCCUUCGGGGCACCCCCGGCUCUGAGCCGUCCGCGAAGCCACCUCCGCCCGAGCCGGCAAAAGAGCAGGCGAGCCGUCCGAGGCCCCAGAAUCUGAGUCUAGCCGCCGCCGCCACUGCGGGGAGGAGGGGGAGGAGGAGGGGGAGGAGGGACGAGCUGGUUGGGAGAAGAGGAAAAAAGUUUUGAGACUUUUCCGCUGCUACUGCGAGCCGGAGACGCGGGGAACGCUUGGCGCUGCGCUGUCCCACAGAGGCAGAACCUAGGAACCCCAGACCGCCCUGCUCACCGUCGUGGACGUUUGCUCGCUACACGGCGUUCCUCAGACGCCCCUAUCCCGGACCAGCCCUCGAGAGCCGCAAGCCCCGCCUCCCGCGAAGACUUCACCCCAAAACCGGGGCGCACCCCUUGCACGCCGCCCUCCCCCCAGCCUGCCUCCUGAGUCCCCCGCAUCCCAGGACCCUCUCUCCCCCAGGAGGCUGAUCUCCCUCAGAUCUGCUGGCAGUACCCCCCCCCUUAUUUAAGAGCACUCACUUUUUGGUCCCAGAGAGAGCGUUCAUCUCUUUUUUUUUUCCCCCCGGUGGCAUACUGAGACACCCUGUGUCAGAGCCUCACCGUGACUCCUGCUGCUUUCUCCCUCAACCUCAAAUUACUCAGGACUCUCUGCUACCUUUCCUUGGGAGACCCCCCCCAACCCUGCAGGGGCGGGGCCUCUGCAUCCCACCUUUGCCCGGGGUUCGCGCUCUUCGCAUUGCCGCGGGGCGCCGCCUCUCCCAUGCCGCCCUCGGGGCUGCGGCUACUGCCGCUUCUCCUCCCGCUCCCGUGGCUUCUAGUGCUGACGCCCGGGAGGCCAGCCGCGGGACUCUCCACCUGCAAGACCAUCGACAUGGAGCUGGUGAAGCGGAAGCGCAUCGAAGCCAUCCGUGGUCAGAUCCUGUCCAAACUACGGCUCGCUAGUCCCCCGAGCCAGGGGGAGGUGCCGCCCGGCCCGCUGCCCGAGGCCGUGCUUGCUUUGUACAACAGCACCCGCGACCGGGUAGCUGGCGAGAGCGCCGACCCGGAGCCGGAGCCCGAGGCAGACUACUACGCCAAAGAGGUCACCCGCGUGCUAAUGGUGGAUCGCGCCAACCGUGAGCUCGGAGGGGGCCAGGGAGCCGGGAGGGAGCCCGCAGGGGGCGCCGGAGUGCAGGGGUCACUGGGAGGAAAUUACCGGCAGAGGAAAUUGGCUGGAGGAAGGGGACUCCUGGGGGCUCCGGGAACGAAUGCAUGGGUACCCCAAAGAGGAUAUUUCUUCUUACAGUGCUUAAAAACGCAGGGAUCAUUGGGUUCCCUUUUCAGAAAGAAAUACAGCAACAAUUCCUGGCGUUACCUUAGUAACCGACUGCUGUCCCCCACCGAUACACCUGAGUGGUUGUCUUUUGACGUUACCUCAGUCGUCCGACAGUGGCUGAACCAAGGAGACGUAAUACAGGGCUUUCGCUUCAGCGCCCACUGCUCUUGUGACAGCAAAGAUAACGUACUCCACGUGGAAAUCAACGGGAUCAGUCCCAAACGUCGUGGUGACCUGGCCGCUAUUCACGACAUGAACCGACCCUUCCUGCUCCUCAUGGCCACCCCACUGGAGAGGGCCCAACACCUACACAGCUCGAGGCACCGCAGAGCCCUGGAUACCAACUACUGCUUCAGCUCCACCGAGAAGAACUGCUGUGUGCGACAGCUGUACAUUGACUUUCGGAAGGACCUGGGCUGGAAGUGGAUCCAUGAGCCCAAGGGCUACCACGCCAACUUCUGUCUGGGGCCCUGUCCCUACAUUUGGAGCCUGGACACACAGUACAGCAAGGUUCUUGCCCUCUACAACCAACACAAUCCGGGUGCUUCGGCGUCACCGUGCUGUGUGCCACAGGCGCUGGAGCCGCUGCCCAUCGUGUACUACGUGGGUCGCAAGCCCAAGGUGGAGCAGCUGUCCAACAUGAUUGUGCGCUCCUGCAAGUGCAGCUGAGGUCCCGCCCCGCCCCGCUCCUCCCGGCAGGCCCGGCCCCGCUCCCCGCCCCGCCCGCAGCGCUCGGGGCCGUAUUUAAGGACACCUGCACCCCUGCUAAGCCCACCAUUAAUGGGGGUGUCCAUUAAAGGUGA